AUGUCUAGGUUAGAAAACCCAGUUUUCAAGAAUAGAGAUGUUCUGACGUUCAGUCUGCGUAUGCCCGUGGCAUCCACUUUGCCACGGCGCACUGUAAGAGACUUUAAAAUGAUGGACAUUCUUGAGCCUGAAUUAGUUUGGGUAGAAGGCAGGUGCUACAGAUUUUGUGACAAGUUCGCAUGGUCUCAAGGCAAAGAAAUUGCAUCUUAUGUGGAAGAAUCUUAUGAACCAGAUUAUGGAUCAAAUGAUGAAGAAUCUUGUGAUGCGUCAAUAGAAAUAGUUCCAUCAAGAGGAAAUCGUUAUAAACACAGUUUUCAUGUGAAUAGUAAUUUCUUUCGAUUUAUAAUUGGAGCCAAGGGAGCUACACUUAAACGAAUGGCAGCUGAUACGAAUACUCUUAUAUCAGUUCCUAAACUUGGUCAAGAUGGAGACAUAGUUAUCACUGGAGUGAGUAGAAGAGACAUAAUGGCAGCAAGGCGCAGAAUAGAUAUUUUAAUAGAAACCUCUAGAAGUAAAUUAGAGUUCACCCAUUUUGUUUCAAUACCUGGUAAUUCUGAUGAGAUAAAGGAAAACUUCAAGAAAUUUAAAGAUGAAAUUUUAAGAAAUUGUAGUACAGGUGUGAGGGGACUUAAGGAGGAGAUAUUUCAAAAACCUGAAAGGUUGCAUCUAACUUUGAUUAUGCUGGUUCUGUUAGAUGAAGAAGAUCGUAAAAAAGCUAUUGAAGUUUUAGAAAUAUGCAAAGAACAAGUAGUUAUUCCAACAUUAAAAAAGAAUGGACCAAUCACGAUAGAGUUCAAAGGAGUACAAAUAAUGAAUGAUGAUCCAAGUGAAGUGGAAGUUUUGUAUAUUCAAGCACAUGAUACUACUGGUUGUCUGCAGAAGAUAUCAGAUGACAUAGCUGACUAUUUUAUUGACCGCGGAUUGACAAGGAGACAGUAUGACAAAGUCAAAUUGCACAUGACAGCAAUGAAUUCUCAGUUCUUAAAACCAGAAAUACAAGAAUACCAUCGAAAACGUGAGACGUUUGAUGCAACGAAUAUAUUAAAAGUAAAUUCAACAAAUAUUAUGCAGAGUUCAAAAAAUCUUUCAAACUAG
Messenger RNA from Nasonia vitripennis (jewel wasp), 1095 nucleotides. Its product is annotated as activating signal cointegrator 1 complex subunit 1-like. The coding region runs from base 1 to 1095 and encodes 364 amino acids. The record is from RefSeq and is a predicted model, not a curated record. Gene Ontology annotation, molecular function: RNA binding. Lineage: Eukaryota; Metazoa; Arthropoda; Insecta; Hymenoptera; Pteromalidae. Gene Ontology annotation, cellular component: nucleus. The transcript is spliced from 6 exons. Gene Ontology annotation, biological process: regulation of DNA-templated transcription; DNA alkylation repair.